Molecule: messenger RNA, 6429 nt
Organism: Scylla paramamosain (green mud crab)
Lineage: Eukaryota; Metazoa; Arthropoda; Malacostraca; Decapoda; Portunidae
Exons: 3
Biological process (GO): regulation of sodium ion transport
Cellular component (GO): plasma membrane
Molecular function (GO): sodium channel regulator activity
Source: RefSeq, a predicted model, not a curated record
CUCAGGCCAUCUCUAACUAGGACACUCUUAUCGCUACAACUCGGCCACUUAUCCUCCCAAACUCGACCCCUUCCAACCACACCACUUACCUCCUCUACUCGGCCCCCUCCAACCGGCAAGAUUGAUUCCCCAACGAGCGACAAGGGCCUUGGGGUGGAGGUGCAGCCCAAGAAAAACAGAUGCCGCACUUGCCUCCGCUUCCACCUCACCGCCUUCUUCACCCUGGUGGCGUGCUUCAGCUCCUUCGCCUUCCUCUUCCUCGUGCCCUUCAUCAUCGACCCGGCCUUCUCCACCAUCUUCGCGGACUUCGACACGGAGCCGCGGAUGUGCGUCACCAAAGAGUCAGUGUCCCUGAACGGCGCCAGUAACUGCUCGUGGUCUUCGUGUCGCGAGGGAUGCACUAAGGAGAUCUUCGAGUGCCUUCACAUCUACGUCAAUUACAGGUACGACCCGGAGGGACUCAAGAAUGGGAUCAACUUCACGGAGGCGGAGGAGAUAGACUUAGAAACCUGGGAUGUCUACGAUGCAAGGCUCUAUCCGAACGUCAAAGGCUGCGGCUACCCACCGACCGUCAACUGCACAACAUUUGCCGCUAACUACAAGAAAGUCGGGAAGACGUACCCUUGCUACUACUCCAAGAAGAUCCCCACCAUGGUCCUCGACGCUCUGGACAUCCCGGGGGUGAAGAGGGACCUGGUGUAUGCCAUUGUGGUGCCGUGGGGCUGCUUCUUCGUGUCCAUUCUCUACAUCAUGGUGACGUACGCGGGAAUGAGAGGCCCGGACGAGGAGGACGACAAGGCGCAGGAGGUGAGCUCGAGCAAGGCGUCCAAAGAGGCAUCCAACUACUCCCUGCGCUCCAUUGGCAAGACGAUAAACCACGGCAUGAACAAGCUGAGAGGGGAGCCCGAUGACAAGGGGCGGGACGGAGGAGGAGGAGGAGUAGGAGGAGGAGAAGGAGGGGGAGUAGGACUAGGAGGUGGAGGAUUAGGAGGAGGAGGAGGGCAGAAGUGGCAGCAUCAGCAGCAGCAGUCUCCCACUUCCUCCUCCCCGCUAGAGCCCCACUUGCUCCUAGCCCCCGCCUCCCUGCCCGAGGUGCUGUGUGUCAAGAGGACAGCUCUCCCCCCUUGGAAAGGACCCCCUCUCCCCCGACCGGCAAGAGAUCCCAUUGAGACGUCCUUCCAAGAGGCUGAGCUGCGCGACCACCGGCACCUCCAGCAGCGGGGCGGGGAGUGACAGCGGGCGGCGGGGCUGAGGGCGGGGCUGCAGCGGGGCAUCAGGGGGCUCAAGCAGGGGCUGGAGGGGCUGAGGGAGGCCCGUCAUCGAAGGAGGCACAAAUAGCACAGGUUGUUCAGCUUCUUCAGGAGGGAAGCUUGGGUCUGAUGCUUAGUUGUGCUUAGGUUCAAUCUUCUGUACUUUUUUUAAAUUCUUUUUUUAUUAUUAUUUUCUGUGUAUAUUGUAUUUUUUCUAUAUUUGUUGGUGUUCUUCUCUUUCUUGAUCUCUUUUUUUCUCUGUUUAUUUUUGCCGUCACCAAUUUUUGUCUGUGUACAGUAUUUUUUUUUUUUUUUCGAUUUUUCUUUAAUAUUCUGCUCUUUUUACUUUUUUUCUUUUUUUCGUUUGUUUAGUUUUUUUAUUUCUUUGUGUGUGUAUUAUGUUUUCUUUUUUAUUUCCUUUUUUGUUUCUUUAUACGUAUUUAUUUUUACUUUUUUUUUAUCUGUCCUUGUUCUUUAUAUCUUUAUAAUUUUUCAUGUCAUUUUAUUUAUUUUAUUCCUGUAUUUUCUUUUCUUUUUUUCACUAUAAAGAUCUGGUUUCUCUACAUUUUAUUUAAACAUUUUUUUUCCAGUCUUUUCCUUGAUUGCUUCCUCAAUUUCUCUCUCUCUCUCUCUCUCUCUCUCUCUCUCUCUCUCUCUCUCUCUCUCUCUCUCUCUCUCUCUCUCUCUCUCUCUCUCUCUCUCUCUCUCUCUCCCUUGCCAUUUCCUUGAUUACCUCCUUUUUUCCCAUUUUUGAGCAAACUUUUUUCCUCAAUUCCUUCCGUCCUCUCCAUUUUCCAAACACCCUCCCUCCUUACCCAUUCCUUCCCUCCCUCCUUCCCUCCCUCCCUCCCUCCCUCCCUCCCUCCCUCCCUCCCUCCCUCCCUCCAUUCCCCCCUUCCCUCCUCCCUCCAGACAAUAACACAAUACCCUUCUUUCCUCCCUUCAAGAAUUUUGGAGGUAGGAAAAGAGGAAAAGUAUAUAGAGGAAGAAGAAUGUUGCUCCUUUUUGAUACUAAGACGAUACGUUGUGAGAAAGUGACGAUGCUUUGUGACACGCACCAGCACCAACAUUACCAGAGACAGUGUGUGGAAGGGGAGAACGAUGCAUUGUGGGAGAAAGUCAUUAAUCACGGGUGAGAGAGAAGAUUGGAGUGGAUUUUUCUAUUAUAAUAUAUGUUUUUUUUUUCUUGUUUUGUGUGAAUGUUUUUUUUUGUUUUUUUUUGAAGGGGCGGAUUUGUUGAUGUCUUCGAUUUUUUUUAUAUGUCAAAAAAAAAGCAGGUUAUUCAUUAUAUCCAACUUUUCUUUUGAUUAUUCCGAGGUCAGUUUGAUUUGCUUAUGUAUUAGUGUGACCGACCAAGGGUAAAAAAAAUAUAUAUAUAUAUAUAUAUAUAUAUAUAUAUAUAUAUAUAUAUAUAUAUAUAUAUAUAUAUAUAUAUAUAUAUAUAUAUAUAUAUAUAUAUAUAUAUAUAUAUUGGUAAAAGAAAAUUUGUUGACAAUGCCGUCAUCAGCCUGGUCUGCCUGUCACAAGGAAUCGCUCACUCGUUCGCUCAGAGAUGAAUAAAUGCGGAAAUAUACAUGAAAAUAUCAGGAAAAUGGUUCUGAAUCGUGGUAAUCAUAUAGAAUCAUGCCAAACAUCUCCCAACAUGUUUCCUCACUUGCCAAAAGAUGAGUAAAUGUUUAAUGUCGCCACCUUGAUAAACAAACAGCUAGUCUUUUUUUUUUUUUUUCGUAAGGUAAAGAUGAACAGUCUCACUUUAUUUUUUCAUAUUUUAGUUUUUGGUCAAAAAAAAAAAAAAAAAAAACUAAAAUCAUUAUCAGACCACUUGAUUCCUGGACAUUACCAAUCACUUAUACAAUCAUAAAUAAUAAAUAAGAUAAUAAAUCUAGAAACACUCGAAAAUAUAGUUUGUUUACAAGGCUGACGAUCUGUAAGCUUUUAAGAAUUACUACAUUCGUCCGAAAAAUAAAUAAAAGUCGAUGAAAGAACCUUUCCAAUGACAGGGACGAGUGGCCAGUUCCUGUGUAUAUUUCAUGAGUGUUUCCACCAGCAGAGGGCAGAGGGCAGGCUGUUCCAUAUAUUCUUGUACUGCGUGACUUUGACCGCGAGAACACUUAUUAGAUAGACAACACGGAAGCGAGUGAGGGGUGGCGCACACACACACACACACACACACACACACACACACACACACACCAUGGCCGUGCCUCCUCCCCAACCUUCCUUCCUUCUCUUGCACUUCGUUAAGGAACAAAAGAACAUCAGAGGACAAGGGAAGCUGCAGGAAGUCAUCAGGCCUCCACGUGGCAGUCCCUGUGCAAAACAUGCUUACCGAUUUCCACUUCCUAAUAUUCAUAAUUUUUUAAGUAUGUUUUGUGUGACUUUAAGAAUAAUUAAAAAUUUAAAAAAGAGAGAGAUAAGAAGAACUGAAGGAAAAAUGAAAGGAAAGAAAGAAGGAAGAAAGGAAGGAAGGAAGGAAAGAAGGAAAGAGAAUUACGAAAUAAUGGUUGUGUGUGUGUGUGUGUGUGUGUGUGUGUGUGUGUGUGUGUGUGUGUGUGUGCUUAAGUGUAAGUUUAUGUGCGUGUGUGUGUGCCCGCCACUUAUUACACGUAAAUAAUAAGACAACUUACUUCAUAAUGUACGUAUAGAGAAAAAAAAAAAGAAAAAAAAGUACCCGUUAUUUUGAAACAAAUAGAAAUCUUUCACGACCGCCUCCAUUUUUAGUGUGUGUGUGUGUGUGUGUGUGUGUGUGUGUGUGUGUGUGUGUGUGUGUGUGUGUGUGUGUGUGUGCGCGCGUCUGUCUGUGUGUGUGUACGUGGCUUGUUUACGUACUCUAGCGGCGGUUUGUUUGCUUCGUUAAGAACACAAAAAGAGGAGGAGGAGGAGGAGAAGGAGGUGGUGGAGGAGGAGGAGGUGGAGGUAGAGGAGGUGGAGCAGGAGGAGGAGGAGGUGGAGCAGGAGGAGGAUAAAAGAUUCAAGUGACCAUAAAUGUUUUUCCUCUCGCUGCAAAAUGACAAAGAAAAAAGAAAGAAAGAAAAAGAAAGAAGAAGAAAAGAAAGAAAUGUGUGGAAUAUGUGAGUAGCGGGCAGAUCGAUUCAUUUUUGUUUUUGUUGUCGCUGAUGUGGCGUUCGGGAAUCAGUGAACGAACAAGAAAGAAAGAAGAAGAAGAAAAAAAAAACAUUAAGAAUUCUAGAUGUAAUUUUUUCUUUCUUUUUAUCUUCUUUAGUAAUUCAUGUGGCAUUCGAGCAUCAGCGAAAGAAAAGAAAGGAAUGAAGUAAGAAAAAGAAGAAGAAGAAGAUGAUGAAGGGAAGAAAGAAAGAGUAAAAAUUUUAGAUUGUUUUUUUAAAUUAAAGAAAUGCGUUGUGAUGGAAAGUUUGACAGUUUUCUUUAAUUAUUUUCCUUACUGUCUUAUUAUGCUUUAUUUUAUGGAUUCGCGUUCGUGUGUCCCGCAUAGUAAUGAUAAUAAUAAUAAUGAUAAUAAUAAUAAAACUUCCUGACUCAGAUAAUUAGAAAAUACAUAGAGAAAUAGAAAGUAAUACGAGGAAAUUAAAACACCCACAACAUACAACACACACACAUCUUUUAUGUACAUAUGCAAACAAGAAAUACACAGGAAGAAAAAGUAUAAUGAUAAUAAUAAUGUGUGGGCUUUUCAUGACAGAUAUAUAAACAUGCAGAUAUAUUACAGUAAGAUUUUAAAUUACUUUGCAUCCGUUUGCCUCGAGAGUGUGUGCGUGUGGUUAUAUCUAACUAAAUUAAACUAACUUAACUUAAUUAAACAGACGUGCUGUCUAACUUAACAAUAAAUGCACUCUUGUCUUUCUACAUAUUUGCAAAAGAAAAAAAUGGACUGGCAUUAUUUUCUACUCAAUGAAUAAUUUAAUUGCCACUUUGCUUGUUUGUAUCACCACUUAUUGAAAUAUUAUUGCUACCACUGUUACUGUUACUACUAUUACUACUGAUGAUGGUAAUAAUGAUGAUGAUGGUGAUAGACUGGAAGAGGAAAUACAACUGCAAAAUUUUUACAUAUUCAAAGGAUGGUGACGAUGAUAAUGUUGAUAAAAAUGAGGAUAAUGAUGAUGAUGAUGAUUCUAAUGAUGGUGAUAGACUGGAAGAUGAAUGAAUUAGAAGCACGGAGUUCGCACAUACGUAAAUGAUGUUGAUGAUAAUGAUAGCACAGGUAUACAAUGGUCACUAAUUAAUAAAUAAUACGAAAAAAUAUAUAUAUAUAAUGAGUGUAGGUUUAUUUUUUCACCUGCACACACACACACACACACACACACACACACACACACACACACACACACACACACACACACACAAACGCACGUACACGCAGCAAAGUAAAUAAAAGACAUGUUUUUUGUUUAUUCAUCACCGAAAAAAAAUUUAAAAAAAAAUAAAUGAAAAAUACAAUACAAAAAAAUUCGUUUACAUUUUUACAACUCUCUCUCUCUCUCUCUCUCUCUCUCUCUCUCUCUCUCUCUCUCUCUCUCUCUCUCUCUCUCUCUCUCUCUCUCUCUCUCUCUCUCUCUCUCCAUUUUCUGUUUGAGUCAUCUCCGUUUUCUUUCCCUAGUGACGUAGAAGAGAAAACGGGCGCCACUAAAUACAUGGGUGACUGUAGGAAAAGUAGCAAAAAUAAUAAAAAAAUAAUAAAAAUAAAAUAAAAAUAAUAAUGUACUUGUGUAUAUAUACCAACUCCUACCAUUAGGGUUCUGAAUAACACUGUCAGACUUUGAAGAGGUGUUACUAUAAAUGGCAACACUUAAAAACUGCUUUUCUUGUUAUCUUCUAAGGAAUAACUAUUUUUCUUUUAGGAUGGGGAAGUACAUAAGUUAAUGAAUGGGUAAAUAUAUUUAUAUCUUAUUGUAACGCUGCGUCUGUGUGGCAUCCAGUAUCACGUGUCUUAUCUACGAGUUUUAAUGUGAAGAAGAAGGAAGAAGAGGAAGGAGAAGGAGGAAGAACGAGUAAUAAUGUUUAAUGAUAGUGAAUGUAAUAGUGUUCAUCUUUCACCUCCCUGUCUAUCGUUAUUUAUUUUGUUUAUUGCAUUGUUAUUAUUAUUGUUGUUGUCAUCUCUGCCUCUCCUUCCUUUCUCUCUGUUUCAUUGGAUCACUGUAUGAGAAUUAUUAUAUUCGUAAAUAAAACAUUGCAAAAAAAAAUACUACGGUGAGAUAAAAAUAUA